GUCUUCGCGUUCUUCCUCAAUGUCGGCCUCUUCGUCCUCGCUCUCACCCGCAGUACCUUCUCCUUCUCCUCCCUCCGGCGCCUUUGGAGGAGGAGGAAGUGCUGUUGGUUUUUCUUGGGGUGGUACCGGCGGUUCAAAUUGUUCGGGUAGCACUUUUAAUUUGCCUGCAACUUUUGUUGAGCGAUUCGCACCCCGAGCCUUGGGCUCCUGAGGGGUAGCGGGCGGCCUAGAGCUACUUGGGAGUGAAGACAUCGUGGUUUUAUUUUACUGCUUGCCAACGUCUCCUACGACGACGAGAUCUGUAUACACGGGACGCUUUAAUUACAUAACCAGCCAGCCCAAUAAGGGAUGUACAUCAACCACCAACACCCGCCAACCAUCACGGCCGUGCUCGGCCGCUUGUUCUGCUUUGUUGUCUCCUUUAAUUCAACUGCUUCUCCAUUUCUCAAAAGUAUUCUAGCUAUACAGCUUUGGAAGAUAAUCCUGAUAUAGACGAACGCCUACGCCUCAAAACGGAGUAUAGUGCAAAGCACAUUCUAACUUGAACGUUGAGAGCAUUGGUAAACUGAUAUUAAUUUGCACACGUAUUCCACAUCUUUGAAUUACGAGCCUACGCUGCAACGCGUGACAGCUACAGAGAGUCCGUUUGAUGUCUCAAUCCCGCCCUGAAAAUGGCAAUACACCGAACGAUGCCGAGAAUAACAACGAAUACUUUUACACCGUGCUUAACCUCCCACGAACGGCGUCGGACCAUGAUAUUCGAGAGCGUUACAUGCACCUUUCCGUUAUUUUCCAUCCAGACAAGCAGUUAGACGAAAGCAGGGUGGAGACAGCAACAAAGAACUUUCUUGAAAUUCAGAAGGCGUAUGAAGUGUUAUCCGACCCGGUGAGACGAGAGGCUUAUGAUCUAAUGGGCUUGAAAGGUUUACAACUCCUGCGUAACAUUGAUGCGCAGGCAUUAUCACGCGAUGAGGUUAGAGCGCAAUUGCUUGAAAUUAAACGUCGAGAGCAUGAAAUGCAUGUGGACGAAUUGAUUACUCCGAGAGGUCGUGUUAGCCUUGGACUGGACGCCAGCUCCCUGUUGUACAAGACAGGAACGCGCGUGAGCCUAUAUGAAGAGCCCAAAGGUAGACUCUCUGGUGUGGGACGAUCAGGGUUUGCUGUCCAACAUUCGCUCGCGAAACAGGUCCGUCAAGGCACCUCUGUUUCGAUGUUAGCGCGUCUGUCUGCCGGUCGGGAUCCUGACAGAAGGAGCGGAGGUGCAUUUUGGGGCACCGUUCGACAUCAGUUUUCUCCGCGAUUUGAAUGCCAGGCUACUACUAGCUUGCUUCGUUUUGGAACGCUGAAAUUGGGUGGAAAUUAUCGCCACGAAGACUAUACAGUGGCAUCGCACAUCACAUUUAGGCCUUCAAUUAUAGACAUCAUCCAUCAUGUCUACAACCAUCCUUCGCAUGCAGGCAAGGUCCUACCUUCUUCCAUACCUGUCACUUUGGCUUUUUCCCGCCGUCUUUUCCCCACUUCUAACGCACAGGGACUGUUCUCCUUUUCGACCACUUCCCAGUUUGUGGAUAUGCAACUGUCCUAUCUGUCAGACCCCUAUCCAUUUGACUUGAGCGCCGAGGCCGACGAACUUUCGCAUGCCACUCUAUCCGAGCGAUCUCUACAUCUGCCUUCGCGGUCUGGACUUGUGGGGGAGCGAUAUUGGAGAGUGGGCAUGGGGAUUAGGGGAGCCUUACCCUCUUUGAAUGCCCAAUACGUAUUGAAUUUCUCAGAGCUGAAUAUUCAGCUGAGAAACUUGGUUGAGCUUGGCCUACUGGGCGUAGCUGUAGUCGUAGGUGCCGGCUGGACGAGCGAGGAUACAAGCUCGAAUGUCAGCGCAGAUGUCGAACUCAGCGCUGGUGGCGUCGCCCUGGAACUGAAUUUUUCAUAUCUGCAUCAACAUUUCCAUAUGCCAAUCGCUCUUUCACAUGAGUAUGAUCCCGCGUUAGCCUUCUGGACAGCCUUAAUGCCAUCUACUGCAUUUGUCCUGGCGUAUCACUUCGUCUUCAAGCCACGGAACCGUAGGCGACGCCUUGACUUUCUCCGCCAGGCACGACGUGAACUGAAGGAAGCCAAGCCAGAAAUACUUAGACAGCAUGAGGAAACCGUUUACUUACUUAGAGAUACCGCGAGGAGGCACACGCAGGCCGAGGCUUCAAUUGACGGUUUAGUCAUUCUCGAGGCCUGGUACGGUCCUGAAGAACAAGUCGAGGGCUUCGAAUCCCUGGACCUCAACGUAACCAUACCCAUUCAGGUUCUAGUUAGGAAAAGUCAACUGUAUAUACCAGGAAGGCGCAGUAAGACAGUCCUUAGAUCGGUUUGUUGUAUCCGAACACCUUUCACGGAAGGUAAUCAUGACUGGAUCGACCCCAUAUCUACUUCGCAGCAUCGAUGCAAUGCUUGCGGUGCCAAUAAAGAGUCCGCGGAUUUCUUAUGGUUCCCUGGGUCGUUCUGUGUUCCAACGGAGGCAUUACUUGUAGUGACACUGCAGUGGUACAGAUUGUCAUAAUCUGUCGCUGCCCGUUUGCUCGUGGACGUUUCUCAAGGUCCGCAUCACGCAUGGCGAUGGUACAUGUUCACGUACUCUUAUCUAUCAUCGUCUGAUUUCCAUAUUCUGCACGGCAUGGCUGUCAUCAUUGUGACGGUCUUCAUCGAACUGCAUCGCCUUGUCGUAUUGUGACGGCAUUAUGGUCAACAUAACCUUACUGACUGGCAAUCCAAAUGCGGUGUUAGGCCGGUCUGCAAGGAUUCUAUGAUCCCGUGCCAGGAGUACCAAAAUCUCUUCGCAUUCGCUAUACAUUCCGUGGUCGUGAACAUUACGCAGAGACUCCCGAUUAUUUGCCGGUUGUGCUUCCCCUCGAAGAACAUCUGGUCCAAUGAGAUAUGUCAUGACCCAUGGUUUGCGUUCGUCAAGGAUGGUUAUCAUCUACGUCCUGUAACAGCUGUUCUAGGAUACUGCCAAUCCCCACUCUACUUCUUUAUAUUACACUAUUUAUGUUGUUGAUUCUUGCUAGACGAAGGUGGU
Somion occarium is the source of this 3064-nucleotide messenger RNA. NCBI's taxonomy places the organism in Eukaryota, Fungi, Basidiomycota, Agaricomycetes, Polyporales, Cerrenaceae. The record is from the annotation of a GenBank genome assembly.